AUGCGGUUGACGCCCCGUGAAAUGACUACGUGGGUCUGCUGACCGCACGGAUGCAUGUGUAUCGCUACACGCGUACCGUGGGUACUGUAGGGUCUCCGUUUCAAAGCCCUGAUCCAUACAGCAGAUGAUAUUUAAUCGAUCAUCGGAUCCGCAGAGAUUCCCUAUCCACCGACGACUGCCACUCGACAUUGGUACUCGAAGACAACCCACAAAUCGAGACCUGCAGGUAACAGCGACGUCACGUCAGCGUUCACGCAACGUACUGGAUUGGUGAUUAUCAAGACCAGCCCUCGGUCGAUGAUGAACAACUACAGCGCGGAGUCGCCCACUAUGAAUAUGGACUUGGUAGUCGGAACAACCGACGCUGGCAUCCUCCUGCCCAUGGAGAUAUGGGAACACGUAAUUGAUCUGAUCGCAGAGAAGGUCGAAAGACAGUGGAAUCUCCUCAAAUGUCCGUGGUGGUUGACGCUGAUAUCCUGUGCUCUGACCUGCAAGGCCCUAUACAAUCGGGCGAGGUGGCACCUACGCGGAAACGUCAUGCUCCUCACGCAGAGUAACGUGGUCUCGUUCGCGAGGCUGCUUCGCGCCGAACCCUACCUGCGGCCUGUGAUGCGCUUCGUCACUAUAGCUGGUUCCCCUUCUCGCCGCCAUCUGCCCAUUCCACACAUCGGGACGUUCGCGAUCAUGCUCGCGCGCUGCCUCCCAAGGAUGCAGGCACUCGUGAUCACCAAUGCGAACUGGACCAUAGGCUCCAUUCGCCAGCAAGACAUCGUCAACCUGGCCGCGUUCCGGUGCAUCAACGAGCUGACGCUGCAGGACAUUCGCUUCGCUACGGUGUCCCAACUCGGGCAGUUAAUCUCCUCCGUACCGCAGUUGCAGAUACUGCGUUGCGCCAGAAUUAAAUGCAAUCAAAAAGUAUCUCCGCUCGUCUUACCACCACUCCCGUUGAACAGUACGCGACUGCGCAUCGGUCACUUGGAGGACACUAUGUCCCCCGCUAUCCACGACUUCCUUUACCGCAUAUUAACAUCGGCAAACCUACUACGCCUCAGCGUUGGGGCUCACCAUCGCGAUAUAUCUUCUAGCUUAAUCAAGCUGCAGAGACUGCUUGACGCAUGCGCAUGGUGCCUUCGAGACCUCCGCCUAACAUUGAACAUGAAGGGUGUUGUUGACCAGUCUCCGGAGAAGCUAUGCGAGCAUAUCAACCUUAGCCGUUUCAGAAGACUACGUUCUCUGCGGUUCUCGACGUGGUGCUACGUCGACAGCGACUACUCGUGGAUCCCACACCUACUCUACACAGUGGUAACAUUCAUCGUCGAUUUGAAAAUCAUCUUCCACGUGAGCGUGACCAAUUGGGAGGAGAGACUCAGUGCCUUGCUCCACCGACUCGAAACGGGUAACGAGCUAGCGGAGCUCGACACCUUCCUCGCUACGCCCCGAAUUGAUAUCAGGCCGGGCAAUCCACUAGUACAAGUUCUCCUCGCAUUGGAAGGUUCUGGCUCCACUUACAACCCGUGCAAGUCAAGGAUUUCUGAUGACGAAUGGUCGAAGCUCGUGAGAGGGAAGAUGCCUCAUGCGGAUGAAUGCGGUAUACUGAGAACGAUCAUCUACUAGUGCAUCGCUCGCUCCCGAGUAACGUACGCGGAUUGGUCGCGGUUCAAUUGUGCGUUGCACGCGUGCUAUCAUCUCAGCGC
Molecule: messenger RNA, 1694 nt
Organism: Rhodofomes roseus
Lineage: Eukaryota; Fungi; Basidiomycota; Agaricomycetes; Polyporales; Fomitopsidaceae
Exons: 5
Coding region: 298-1614 (438 amino acids)
Source: RefSeq, a predicted model, not a curated record